Messenger RNA from Nannochloropsis gaditana CCMP526, 1172 nucleotides. RefSeq names its product transcription initiation factor TFIID subunit 1 (gene TAF1). Gene Ontology annotation, biological process: RNA polymerase II preinitiation complex assembly; transcription by RNA polymerase II. Gene Ontology annotation, cellular component: transcription factor TFIID complex. The record is from RefSeq and is a predicted model, not a curated record. The annotation marks the transcript as partial. Gene Ontology annotation, molecular function: RNA polymerase II general transcription initiation factor activity; histone acetyltransferase activity; TBP-class protein binding. The transcript has a single exon.
AUCCGAAGCAUGUCCGCGAGCCUCUCACGGGAGAAAGCGCGGGGGAAAGUGAGUGCUACGCCGUACGAGAGAUUCCUCGGGUGUAUUUGUCGGGGCAAAUGGAGCCGUUGCGGGAGGUGUUCCAUCCCGACGACGGACGUUUUCGGGAGUUUCGGGACCGCCUCAUCAAAUUGGCCCUGGUGGUCAAACUACAUGGAGGGGAGAGGGGGGCGGGCAUGGACAGGAGGGUGAGCGUGAUAGAUCUGGUGAGAUUGUUCGACGGUUUGGCGGAUUAUUUGCCCGACGCAGGCCCAGGGCGGGACAAGGAGCGAGAGAAGGCUGUGUUGGUCUUGAACCAACUCAAACAGGUGGCGCAUGAACUCCAAGGGAAGCACACGGAGAACCAUUGGUCGCUGAAUAACGACGUGGUGGUGGAGGACGUGCUCAGGGAGAUUUCCCCAGAGGAGGUCUGCAUCUUUGAAAGUAUGUGCAGCGGCGUGCGACGCUUGCUCUCGGAAGGGAUCUCCAUCGUGGGCAGGGUGACAUCCUUCGCCCCUGCUAGAAUCGAGCCCAUCUUGGCGAGGAACCUGCAGUGCUUGUUGCAAGAUCGACAGGCGCGGGCGGAGAAAGCCCGGCGGUCCGCCGAACUUCUGAAGGGGGGGGAACGGGGUUUGGAGGCAGAGGAAGUCGCUAAUAUGUUGCAGGUCCUGUACGAAGAAGUCCGACAGUUGAUUGCGGUGGGUGCAUAUCUGUUGGAUGAGUUGUACCUGGCCCCCUGGAGCUUGACCCACUUCUACCAUGCCAUCACGAAUGAGAAGGCCUAUGGAGGCAUUUUCAAAUUGACGGGCUUGGGCGAUCCAUCGGGCAUUGGCGAAGGCUUUUCCUUCCUUCCCCGGCACCAACGGGAAGCGGGGCGGUCCUUCAAGGAAGUGCUCCCUACGCUCGAUCCGGCCUUGCAGGAGAUCAUCGGAGAGACCCCGCCAGUCCGCAUGGGGGUGGCGAUGAUGAAUAAAAUUUUGACACAUGUAUGGAGCGUGCCGCAUUUACGGCGAAUCGCCCAGCACCGCUUGUCCACGGCCGGGUACGGGGCGGAGUUCGAGGAAGUGAUGCAGCUCACCCGAGUGCCCAAAAAGGUCCGUGUGCAAGUAGUCUUGGAUGUGGACGCGGGCGAGGGGGCGGGGGGGGUCCGGGCG